Molecule: messenger RNA, 654 nt
Organism: Phaethon lepturus (White-tailed tropicbird)
Lineage: Eukaryota; Metazoa; Chordata; Aves; Phaethontiformes; Phaethontidae
Gene: SLC35E3
Product: solute carrier family 35, member E3
Exons: 3
Cellular component (GO): Golgi apparatus
Molecular function (GO): antiporter activity; nucleotide-sugar transmembrane transporter activity
Source: RefSeq, a predicted model, not a curated record
UGGGUAGGAGCUAAGCAGCAUGAGUUGCAGGUAAACUCUAUGCAGUUGCUGUACUAUCAGGCACCAAUGUCCUCGGCUAUGUUGUUGUUCAUCAUACCCUUCUUUGAGCCAGUCUUUGGAGAAGGGGGAAUAUUUGGGCCCUGGACGCUUUCUGCUGUGAUAAUGGUAUUGCUAUCUGGAAUAAUAGCCUUUAUGGUAAACUUGUCCAUUUACUGGAUCAUUGGAAAUACGUCACCUGUCACGUAUAACAUGUUUGGACAUUUCAAGUUCUGCAUCACCCUCCUGGGAGGAUGCCUCUUAUUUAAGGAUCCACUGUCUGUUAAUCAAGGCCUUGGGAUUCUGUGCACAUUGUUUGGCAUUUUAGCUUACACCCAUUUCAAGCUUAGCGAGCAGGAAAGCAGUAAGAGUAAAUUGGUUCAGCGUCCAUAGAGCAAGGGUUUCUGGAAAUUAAUAAUACUGUGAAGGAAAACAAGUAUUUAAAUAUGCGUUGAUUCCAGAAUGCACAAAAUUGCCUCGUUCAUUUAGAUCUAUGGUUUUCGUUUAACUUCCGGGAUCAUUAUUCCGUAACUAAACCAAACAAACUGAAUUAUGUUAAAUGCUGGGGUUUUGCCAUCUCAGUACAUUCUGUCAUUUUCAUUAAGUUUAAAUGGUAAC